UACCAGGUGGGCAUGACGGUGACCCGAGCCCUAAAGGAGGAAUUUAGAGGUCCACUGGGGCCAGAGAGAAGAUUGAUCUGCUGGGGGACUUGAAACUAAUAUGUGACAGACUGGUGCUUUUAAAGAAGAGUUCUCUGUUAAUAUCGUGUGCUCUUGCCAGGCACCCUUGCUUUAUUUUCUCUGUCUCACGUGGAACAUCUCUAACCCACUGUGGCUAUAAAUAGUUCCAGAUAUCCCUUGAUUUGCUCCAGUAACAAACCCUGGCUGUGCUUUGAGUGAAAAACUUUGACGUGGUUGAGGUUUUCACCCUUCAGCCCUGCACUCAACUGAGAUUCAUCCUGAGGGAACAUAACCCUGCUGCUUCACUGACCGGCUGGAAAGAGUGGCUCAUGCAGCCCCCUUCGUGCCUGUGGUGCCCACCCUGAGGCAGGGCAGGGCAAGGGAAGCAGCAGGACUCGUUUGUGCUCCCCCGAGCUCGCCCAAGGGAACAGGAUGGAUGGCAGGGAGCGAUACCAUAAGCUGGUUCCAGUAGCGUCCUAGUUUCUUCUUUAAAGAGAAGCUCCAGUAUCAAGGAGGCUGAAAAGCCAAAAAAAACCCCAAAAUGGAAGGAGGAAACAGCCCCAGUCUGCAGCUUCAGCAGCUCCCGUUGGCCACAGCAGCGGUUUCUGUGCAGCCACACACAGACUCCUUCUCCUACAAGGAGAACUUGAUUGGGGCACUUCUGGCUAUUUUUGGGCACCUUGUCAGCAGCAUUGCCCUCAACCUCCAGAAAUACAGCCACAUCAGGCUGGCAGGCUCCAAAGACCCCCGGGCCUACUUCAGAACCAAGACCUGGUGGAGUGGAUUGUUGCUGCUGGUCCUGGGAGAACUGGGAGUGUUUUCCUCCUACGCCUUUGCUCCUCUCUCCCUGAUUGUGCCCCUCAGUGCGGUCUCUGUUGUGGCUAGUGCAAUCAUAGGAAUUAUAUUUAUUAAAGAAAAAUGGAAGCCCAAGGAAUUUUUGAGGCGCUACGUGCUGUCCUUUGUAGGCUGUGGCCUGGCAGUCGUUGGCACUUACCUGCUGGUGACAUUUGGACCCAACAGCCACGAGAAGAUGACAGCAGAGAACAUCACCAGGCAUUUAGUGAGCUGGCCAUUCCUGCUCUACAUGCUUGUGGAGAUCAUUGUUUUCUGUCUGCUCCUGUACUUUUACAAGGAGAGAAAUGCAAACUACAUUGUCAUUAUUCUCCUGCUGGUGGCUUUGCUGGGCUCCAUGACCGUGGUGACAGUGAAGGCCGUGGCUGGGAUGAUCCUGGUGUCCAUCCAGGGAACCCUGCAGCUGGACUCCCCCAUCUUCUACAUUAUGUUGGUGUGCAUGAUUGCCACUGCCAUCUACCAGGCCACGUUUUUAGCUCAAGCCUCCCAGCUCUAUGACUCAGCUCAGAUCUCCAGCAUUGGCUACAUCCUAUCCACCACAGCAGCAAUCUCAGCAGGAGCGACAUUUUACCUGGAUUUCAUGGGUGAAGAUGUUCUCCACAUUUGUAUGUUUGCACUGGGGUGCCUCGUAGCAUUCCUGGGAGUCUUCCUGAUCACGAGGAAUAGGAAGAAGCCUGUCCCCUUUGAGCCCUACAUCUCGAUGGACGCCAUGCCAGGCAUGCAGAACAUGCACGACAAAGGGAUUGCAGUGCAGCCUGACCUCAAAGCCUCUUUCUCCUACGGCGCCCUGGAGAACAACGACAGCAUGCCAGAAAUCUACACUCCAGCCACGCUGCCCAUCGUGCAGGAGCAGCACGGACCCAGAGGAGUCUCUGCCCCUCCCUACAGGGUGCUGGAGCACAGCAAGAAGGAGUGAGUGACCUUCAAGGACUGAUCAGAGUCCUCAGGAGGCUGACCUUUAUUUAUUUACCUGUUCAAGUAGAAGCAAGCAUAAAGCCGACCUUGAGAAGAGUUUCAAGCUGAACUUUCCAGGCUGAUUAUUAAAAUAAACAACUCUUUCUGGUGGGGAGGUUGAAAGCAUUUGGCAGGAGGCAGAUCCCAGUGCUGCGUGGAAUUCUGCUGGCUGGGAGUGUGGAGUGAUGGAAUGGUGAGUGCAGCACUGUGGAACUGAUGAGAGAGGAGAUGCUGUGCAAGAGAAGUGACUGUGCAGUUUUCAGCCCUGCUGGGAGUGGUUUUAUCUCCAGACAAGUUUUCAGGAGCAGCUCACAGAGAGAGGAGGAGAGGAUUUAAUCUUUCAUUUACAGGACUGUGACAGAUUUCCAGGAAGGCUCUAAAUCCUGGUGUGACCACAGGGCUCCCCUGACACAGCAAUAAAUGGAACUGUUCUGGAGCACCGACACUGGAACUCUCUGUGUCUUUAGAGCAGCAGAAUGGGUGAGAGUCAACGCUUUAUCCCUUCAAACCACGGAUUUUGGGCACUUCUGUUCUGGUGUUGAACACAAACACUGAGGAUGGGGGUUGUUUUUAGAGCACCACUGGAUUAUACGGCUUAGAACAAAGAUUAUUUUCCAGUUUUCUGAUUUCAUAGCCGGAGCUUCAAGUUGGAUUAAAUGGUGCAGAGGGAGCACUGUAAAGGAUGAGGACAAGGAGAAAUGAGAAUGAAGAGACAGAAUCUGGUGGGGAAUUUAUGUACUUCUAGACAAAAUCUGAAUUCUUUGUCAUGUUUAUUUAUUUUCUUUCUGAUUGAGGUAGGAUUUCCAACUUUAGUGGUCCCAACUAUUUAAAGGUGUUGAAGUUCCUUAGUUCAAAAGUUUUAGUUUAGGUGAUGUUAAGCUGGGGUCCUCCCCUUUUUUUUCUUUUAAGAAAAGGAAAAACAAUAUUUGUCUACUACUGUGGAUGACCUGAGGAGAGAAGUUGCUCAGCCCAGCACUCACUGAGGCCUGUGAGGAUAAUGGAGCUUUGUGUACUUUGAUAUUUAUCUUUCCAGCUUCCAGGAGAUGGCCAGGAGCUGAUACUGAGGGAGAAUGGACACAGGGGAAAAUGGGGAACUGUCAAGUGAGGAGGACAAAGUACAACCUUCACUGCUUACCCUGGCACUUCAAUAGCACUGGCUGCUCUAAAAUUUGGGUUCUCUGCUGGGAAACUGAAUUUUAAGACCACUCAGUGUGGCUUGGGCUGUCUGCACAGUGGAAUCUCCAGGAGCCUGGAACUUUAUUUGAAAGGAAUAGUGCUCACGUUCUGUGUAUUUUAAGUGAUUCCCCCAAUACCAGGGAGUUUGGGAUUGUCUUAGAUUUGGAACCGUGUCUUUCUGCAUUUAUUUAUUUUUAUUUGUUAAAUUGACUCACGGCCAGUUUUUGUUCCCGUUGCCAGGAAUUCCCAACAACUCCCAACUUGUACAUGAUUAUUCCAGGUUCUUGUUGUAAAUGACAACAGAAUUGCUCCUUUGCAUUUGUUUGCUUUGCCAGCUCUGCAGACCGAUUCAAGCUGGGAGUACUUUGGAUUGCUUUGGCAUUUUUGUGCAGCUUAGAGAAAUUAACCUUCCCCCUGCACGGGGCAGGUGCCCUGGGGCUGUACCCAGGUUUCUUCACCAGCUGGGCACAAUUCAGAUCUUAUCACCGGCAUCCCCUGCACUGGAACUUGGGGAACCUCAAGAAAUAACAGCUUUCCUUUCACCCUGAUACUUCGUUUGUGAUGAAGCAAGAUAAGGAUGUCAAUGGGCUCCUGCUGCCAGAGCAUUCAUCUUGCUGGGGUGCAGUGACACUGAUUUACUGCCUUUGGAUGUGGUCAUCGAUUGCUGGUGAAUUUACGGGCAGCUUUUGUUCAUUAACAAUGCAGAACGAAGCAGUGCAGGGAGGCUGAAUGGGAAGGGCACGGAACGCUGCCUUCCCUUAUCUCUUCACUUUUAAUCAACCUGUUCUGACCCCUUGGUUCUGCAGCCACAGAACACGGAGUCUAAAACAAGCUGUGCUACACUACCCACUUGUUCCACGGCAGUAUUCUCUGUGGUUAAUUAGGUGGUAUGAAAUAAUUCAUCAGAAGGGCCUAAAUGUUUGGCUGCUGACACCCAGAUCGGGACGGUCCUGUGUGUGACACUGCAGCGCUCCCAGUCCUCAGCAGGUGGCUGGAGCACAGAAGUGCCCGGUGUGGGUUUUCCUCCUCAGCACAGGCCCUGACAUCCUGAGAGAUGGGCAGAGCUGCUCCCUGGCCUGGGUCAGGGGUGGUUCUGCUGUAAACUCCUCAAUUCUGACCUUGCUCCCUGCACGGAGCCCUCAGGUGUCUGUCAGCCCUUCUCUGAGUGAAACUGCCCCCAGCCACGAGCUGAGCUUUUGUGUUAUUGUGCGGCUUUGGCCCUUUCUUUCCAAAUGUUCUAAAGGCAAGUCUUGCCCCAAAGCUUUACAUAACCAUGUUUUAUUUACACAGUCUCUGUGUGCUCAAAUAAUUCUACUUAAUAAUGACAGUUCCCUUUACCUGCAGCCACAGGGAAAUCUCCCUUUGUUUGCUUCUGGAAACUUCCUGCCAAAGACCUCCACUGGAUGUGGUGUGUGUUUCCACAGCACAUAAAUCACAAUAUUUUUGAUUAUUGUGCCACAGCAGCGGAGCCUGAGAUGUUCCUUGGGCCGUGGGCCUCAGCUCCAUGGCUGAUGUAGGGGUAGGACUGAGGGACUGCACCUCACUCCUGUUUGCUGCUGCUGUUCAACACUGGAAUCUUAAAAUGGAGUUGGUUUUGUUUGAUUUUAUUUAUUUUAUGUAUUCUCUUCUUUCUUGCUUUUUCUCCCAGUCUUCCAAAAAAUGUUAUUCUCUGCUCUUCAUCCUAAGAAAAGGCAUGAGCAGGGCCCAGAGAAACCAAGUAUCUUGUUUAAACUUGACUGAAGGACUUAUGUGUUCUUUCUGGCUCUUUCAGGAGUGAAUUAAACUCCUCACCUCCCUUCUAGUCCAGAGAAACUGAAACAGGAAGGGUUUUGCACCCUCAGACAGAGCUUUUCACAGAAUAUUUGUUAGUCUGAGGUGACAGUAGCUGUGCCUGGGAUUACAGCAGGUAUUUACAGCUGGGCAGCACAGAAAGCUUUAAAGGAGAGGAGCCCUGUGCCACAGUCCAGGGUGGAAAAUUAUUUAAGUGUUGCAGAGCAUGCUGUGAUCUGUGAAUGUCAGGGCUCGUGCAGGACCCUGCACAUGGCCCAGCACCCCCAGAUUCCAAAUGGAAGGGAUUUCUCAGCACCAGAGCUGUUCCAGCACUCUGGUGAAGGAGCAGCUCCUUGUGUUCAUCCCUUGGCUUUCUUACCCAGUGUGAACUGACAUCUGCCUCCACCCUGUGUGGCUUCUCGAUGCACCAGAGCACUUAACACAUCCUCAGUGUGUAUUUUAUGUGUAACUUAACUCUGUGGAGCACAGCUGAAUGUAUAAAAUUACCUACCUGCAACGUUCUCCUGUUCACCUUAAAAUGUGUAAAUAAAUCAAGCUUUACACUCUUGCACUAUAAAGGACAACUGCUUCAUUUUUCACAGGCAAUGUUGCAUGUCUGUUUAAUUCUAUUUGUCUUUCUGCUGAGACAAAUGAAACCAAACUUUGAAUAAAAGAUUGUGGUAAAACCUA
Messenger RNA from Hirundo rustica (Barn swallow), 5502 nucleotides. RefSeq names its product NIPA like domain containing 3 (gene NIPAL3). Gene Ontology annotation, biological process: magnesium ion transport. Gene Ontology annotation, molecular function: magnesium ion transmembrane transporter activity. The coding region runs from base 602 to 1828 and encodes 408 amino acids. NCBI's taxonomy places the organism in Eukaryota, Metazoa, Chordata, Aves, Passeriformes, Hirundinidae. The transcript is spliced from 12 exons. Gene Ontology annotation, cellular component: membrane. The record is from RefSeq and is a predicted model, not a curated record.